Plutella xylostella (diamondback moth) is the source of this 4449-nucleotide messenger RNA. The record is from RefSeq and is a predicted model, not a curated record. NCBI's taxonomy places the organism in Eukaryota, Metazoa, Arthropoda, Insecta, Lepidoptera, Plutellidae.
GUUGACAGUAUAGUAGCUUUUUGCUGUGUGCUUUUACAUAAAUAGGUUUUCUGGUGGGAGUGCCAUCACCUAAAGUAGCAUAAACAUGAACUAACUAUCUUGAAUUUAUGUCAUGGUAAAUAUGCCCGGUACCGUAACAAUGCACAUCAGUGAACUACUUAUCAAAUUGCAGUUUCUACUAAUACCUUUAAGCAGUGUCCAUUACAGUGGGCUGAGUGUGUUGUGGUCAGUUAAAUUCUUAAGCCAGUCAGACACUUUUCUGACAGGCCAAUCUUUUCAAACCCUAGUCUAUGUUGCCUAGCUAGUAUUGGCCACUGAUAUCCUGUAUUUGGAGUUUAUUGGUGCUUGAUGCCAAACUUUGCUUGGGUGCAAUUCCGAAAUCCGGUGGAAAAUGUAUUAGCUAACAAAUUGAGAUUAGAAAGUAUGAUACAUACAUACACAGGUAACCCAUAUCAGCUAAGUAAAGUAUUAUCAUAGUGCAGGUAUUAUCUCUGUGGCCUUGUCUUCAUUGAUUAGGCACUAGUUUUUAAUUAAAAUAGUUACUUUUAAACUAUGAAUUAUUCUUUUCACAUAGCUACAGAGUAAUUUAAAACUAAGUAUUUUUUUAUGUAAAGCUUUACAAUUAUUAAUUGAAAAUAAUAACUCAAAAUUGUCAACAUCUACUUACAUACCUGAAUACUGAUUGUUUGUAAGCAUCCAUUACCAACAAACAAUAGGGAUAGGUAGUUAUGAACCCUCAACCCCUUAGAGUAAUCCAAGUACGCGCCUAGGCUUGCAUGCCUUGCACUUUCCAGGUGGUCUGUUAGCAGUAAGUUAGAGUAAGCAAAUUUUUAUCUUGUUUAGCUCGUAAGUCAUUUUGGUCAUUGAAUAUAUCAGAUCGAUUUAGCAUGCGCUUCUGCUAAGACGUGUCUCGUUUUAAUUAAAUAAUUAGUUUUUAAAAACCUUCCGAUCGCUCCCGCAAUCUUGACUGGCGCAGCCGAUUCGGUAGGAUAACUGAAUUAUCCCGUGAAAAUUCGGUUAUAGAACUCUUACCGGUUUUCCGCGCGUUCCGGGAAACGCGCCGCGGAUAGUGUUAACAGUGUCCUACUGCGAACCAAACAAAUGUGUCAAGGCGGAAGGAUUAUACCGACCGGCUGGUGAGUACAACUUUUCACCUCCUGUCCAAAUUCCCUCUACAAGUAAAAUUUCUUGGGUUAUCUUGAGAUAAGAACUCUCUCAUUAUAACGUUAUCUAUGUAUAGUUAGAAAUAUUAGUACUUACUAAAAUUUGUAAUAUAUAUAUACCUAUAAAUACUUGUGUUAUAAAUAAGAUUAAAAUUUAAACUUAGACUAAGUGAAUUGUGUAAUAAAAUAUUCAAAAUGCCUGAUCAGGUAGGCAUGGAGAGUAUAACGCUCAUUCCGGGCGAAGUACUAAAGAUCAUACCCAUCUUUAAUGGGGAUAAACGCAUAUUAAAUUUGUUUUUGGCUAAAAGCGAAUAUAUUAUAGAAAGAUUUAGAGGUAAUGAGGCCCAAGACACAUAUAUCAUGCAUGCUAUAACCAGCAGACUAGCAGGUGAUGCUGCUGCCCUUGUAAGUGAGAGGCAGGAUAUUAUGCACUGGGAUAAUUUUAAGGAAUUACUCGUGCAACAUUUUGGAGACCCGCGAAACGAAGAGUGUAUUGCCAUAGAAUUAGAAACUCUCAAAAUUAAUCCUAACGAAAGCUAUCUUGAUUUUUGCAACAGGAUCCAGUCAGUGCGUUCUAUUUUAAUUUCAAAGGUAAAUAGAAUCGAAGACGCGAACAUAAAAAAUAGUAAAAUUGCUAUUUACACCAAUACGUCACUCAACGUAUUUUUGUACAAUCUCCCCGAAAAUAUGGUGCGCAUUGUUCGCCUUAAAGCCCCCGCUACUUUGGAAAAAGCAUUGGAAAUUGUAUUGGAGGAGGUCAAUUUCCACGAUCAGUAUGUUAUGCGUAAUAAAAUGACUCUUCCUAGCUCUAUGGUAAAGUCUCAGAACACACUAGUAACAACGCCCACACAAAAACUCGACGCAAAGCUUAUCAGUUAUGGCCAACUCCAGCCAACCGGCCUUAGACCGAUAUUACCCACCGGUUACACCCCUCGAUUUAAUAAUAGUAUGGCAGUCCAAUCAUUUAAUAAUCAACCCUAUGGCUACAGGCCGCAGUUAGGGAACAGCAAUCCACAAAUUGGGUAUAGGCCACCACAGCCACAAUUUGGCUACAAGCCUCCGCAAUUCGGAUACAAACCCCCGCAGUUCGGAUACAAACCCCCGCAGUUCGGCUAUAGACCACAGUUUGGUAUGACAACUGCACAAAAAUUCGGAAAUAAUAAUCCUCAACAAAUUGGGUACAAACCCACAGUCCCUAUUUGGAACAAGCCCGCGGCCGCACCACAGCAUGUUUAUUCAAACGAUGUGUCGAUGAGAACCGCACCUCAGAGACCUAACCAGGGUUUUAAAUUAAAUGAACUGUGCCUCUACGAAGAGGACCAAUACCAACCAAAUUAUUACAACCCGGAGCAGUACGUCUACCUAGACGAUGUACCUGCAGAACAAGUACAUCAUCCAGAUAUCGAAGGUGGUGUCUGGUCACCCUGACCCUGAUCACGUUGAGCCAGGCCCAUCAUCUGCUCAAAAUUGAGAAAAACCCAGGCGUACUACCCGUUAAACGAGGCCAUGCUUAUAAGCAGGAAGAUAAGUGGAUUAUUAUUAAAGUGUUAGAUUUAAGCGACUUAUACAAAGAUUUAGUUUUUAACAUAGAUAAGUAUAAUGAGUUUUCUAAAUUAGUAGAUAUAAACAAACCAAAUGCAUAUGAGUUUUUCGAUUUACGCAAACAGGUAGAUUUCCUUAAAGAAAAGGCUAUAAGUAAAUCCGGAGAGCUAACGCCCACGCGUAGAUUCAAACGAGGCAUUAUCAACCCCUUAGGAUCACUGAUUAAAGUAAUUACAGGAAACCUGGAUAAUCAAGACGCUAUUCGUUACGAGUCACUAAUAUCUCAGUUAAAGGGCAAUCAGAUUAUUACAGAUAAGAAAAUUAUGGUUAUCUCCAAAAUGAUGGACAGUUUCAUAAAUAGUACUGAAACAUUACAUGAAAAUACUUUAACAUUAGACGCACGUUUCAAAAAGAUGGAAAAACUUGUAAAAACUAUAGCAAAUAAGGAAACCAGUUAUAUAUACUCAGUAUACAUUUUAAGUAUGUUUAAUAUGUUCUUAAAUAAUUUUCGAACCAUUCAUACUACUAUACAAGAAAUUGAAACUGCGUUGGCCUUCAGCAAAUUGUCGGUAUUACACCAAAGUAUUGUGAACUCUACAGAAUUAUUAUCUUUGUUACAAUCUAUUUCUAAAAAUGCAAAUUUAAUGUACCCAGCAACUCUUGAAAAUUUGGUUAAUCUGGAAAAGACAAUAAUUGUUAAAAGCUAUGUAAAAGAGAGUCAGAUAACGUUCAUAAUGGAGGUACCCUUAAUAGAUAAUAAUACCUAUAGCUACUAUCAAAUAUAUUCACUACCUAUAUAUAAUAGCAGUCGCAAUAUAACCCAAGUAAUUAUUCCCAAACACCCCUACCUAUUGGUGAAAGGUUCGGAAUACCUGCCGGUCCAACACCCCUGCGAGCAGCUCGCCUCCGACGACCAGUUCCUGUGUACCGAGGAUAGCACUGUCUUGUACUCACCACCUACCUGUGUAGAACAGCUGAUGAAAUUUAGUAUAAAUUAUAAUGCCUGCACCCCAUACGCUAUAGAUAUAGAGACAAUCAAAGUUCAACGGAUUGACUCUACCAGCUGGAUUUUAUAUGCACGAGAAAAAUCCAUGUUCUCCACUCAAUGUCAGAAUGAUAUAACACAUCAACAGAUACAAGGCACCUAUAUACUAACUAUAUCUAACAUAUUAUGUGAUUACCAGCUGGAGAAUUUCUACCUACACCAUAGACAACACUAUUUUACUAGUCUACAGUACAAGGCGCUACCAAUAAUAGAUCUACCAGAGCUUCCACAAGACAACGUGACUACAUCCCGCACCGUGAACGUGAAGGGUGUCAAUUUAGACAACCUACGACAGAUGUAUAACACUCUACAAAGUGAAAUUAGUGAAAACAGUGAAAAUAUCUCAAUGCCCACAGUGCAAGUGAAAAGUGUUAGCUUAGCAACCCUUAUUCUGUAUUUCUUGUUAAUCAUAUGUGCCAUUGGUUUUUCUAUGUAUAGUUAUAGAGUAUUGAUAAUGUCGAAGCUUCGAAAUUCCCGGAAUCAAGAAUCUUCCAGUAAUUUCGAUCUUGGGGAUGGAGGAGUUAUGAACCCUCAACCCCUUAGAGUAAUCCAAGUACGCGCCUAGGCUUGCAUGCCUUGCACUUUCCAGGUGGUCUGUUAGCAGUAAGUUAGAGUAAGCAAAUUUUUAUCUUGUUUAGCUCGUAAGUCAUUUUGGUCAUUGAAUAUAUCAGAUCGAUUUAGCAUGCGCUUCUGCUAAGA